This is a messenger RNA of Silurus meridionalis, 4339 nucleotides long. RefSeq names its product transmembrane protein 178B (gene tmem178bb). Gene Ontology annotation, cellular component: membrane. The transcript is spliced from 5 exons. Bases 812 to 1696 code for a protein of 294 amino acids. The record is from RefSeq and is a predicted model, not a curated record. NCBI's taxonomy places the organism in Eukaryota, Metazoa, Chordata, Actinopteri, Siluriformes, Siluridae.
CCAAAAACUUAACUCUUUUGAAUUGUUUUGGCUGCUCACCAUGAUUGCAAACAGUGGUCGUUUCUGGUACAUUUGGAGGAGCCGCCCCCCUGAUUUCUUAUUUAUGGCAUUAUUUGUGCAAAUGUUCCAAAUUUUAGUGUCAAGCAGGAUUCUAUUAAGAGGAUUGUUUUUUAUAAGGAGUUUUUCCAGACUUCCACUUCCGAUCGCAGAAACCGGGGAAGUUCUCGCGCAUGACGUCAUACCUCUGACUCAAGCCUCUGCAGGUGGCGCUGCGCCUUUAAGAAGGUGCUUUAAUAAACAAUGAGCGUCUCGGGCUGGCAGCAUGACAUCACCGCUGGAUUUGGAGACAGAGACGCGCACGGAGAACGCCGAGGCCACGUUAACCGAAUCUGCACCAUCCGAGUAAAUCCUGGCACCGUUCUGUCUCCGGGUUUCUCAGGUGGCUUUGGAUAAAGACUAUAGACCAUGUUCCAUCCACAACUGGUCACAGACCCAGCAGGAUUUAUCGUCACUGGCUGGAUUUAGGACUGGACGUCUUCAGCAUCAUUAUUAUCUCACGGUACCGGAUGUCCCCUCCCCCAUCACCCCGUUUACUGAUGGUCCGAUUAUAGGUGUUAAUACAAGAAGAAAGAAACGAAGCGGAUUUGUAGUGAUCUCCGUCCCGGCAUUUCUUGAGGUGUGUGCCGGGUGGUGAUGCGCACAGCUGCGCGCCGGGUUUCGCUCGCGCGCGCGCCCCAGCCGUAGCAGAUCGUGGUGCUGUAGGACCUACAGUGUAGGUGAGAUCGAGACCUGCGAGGAGGAGUAGAGGAGCAUGGCCGCGGGCAAGCUGCUGCUCUACGCCGGCCUUUCUCUGUCCCUGUGCGCAUUGGGCAUGCUGGCCGUGGCCGUGUGCUCCGACCACUGGUACGAGACGGACGCCAGACGCUAUCGCGAGCGCUGCCGCAGCUUCUCGAGCCGCCGCAAGGACCCGGGUUUCAUCUACAUCCCCAACAACAGCCUGCCGCUGCGCGCCAGCCGCUCGCGCCUCGACCGCUGGGAGGGCAAACUACUCGUGACGCGCAACCGGCGGCAGCUUUUCGCCAUGAGCGCCGCCGACGAGUGCAGCCGCCAGUACAACUCCACCAACAUGGGCCUGUGGAGCAAAUGCCACCGUCUCGGCUUCGACCAGGACAUCGAGGACCUCAUUCGGAAAGGUUCCAUUGCACGAUGCUCCUAUAUCAAGUACCACUACUCCUCAGCCACAAUACCCAAGAAUCUGUCCUACAACAUCACCAAGACUAUCCGGCAAGAUGAAUGGCACUCCUUGCACCUGCGCAGGAUGACUGCAGGCUUCAUGGGCAUGGCCGUGGCCAUAAUCCUUUUCGGCUGGAUCAUUGGCAUGCUCGGCUGCUGCUGGGACCGAGGCCUCAUGCAGUAUGUGGCAGGUCUGCUCUUCCUCAUGGGCGGUACCUUCUGCAUCAUCUCGCUGUGCACCUGUGUAGCAGGGAUUAAUUUUGAGCUUUCCCGCUAUCCGCGUUACCUGUACGGCCUCCCAGACGACAUCAGCCAUGGUUACGGCUGGUCCAUGUUCUGUGCUUGGGGUGGCCUGGGUCUGUCGCUCAUCGCCGGUUUCUUCUGCACACUGGCUCCCUCUGUUCAGCCGAUCCCGCGCUCCACCUGCCCCAAAUCCCGGCAAGAAAAUGGCACAGUGUGUUAAGCGGAGCUUUCGGGAAAAAAAAAAGCCACCGUGCAGCCAUGUGCUGAGCAAAAAACAAACACUAAGAAGACUGAUUAUCAAAACCAUACGUUUGUUCCUUAGUCAUUUUCUGAUGUCACCAGUCAGACGCCAUUUUCGUGUGAGUUUGGAAAAUAGGUAUCCUGAUCAUUCCAUGGCAAAAAAAAAAAAAGAAAAAAUUAAGAUCAGUAUGUUACUGGGAUACCAAAAUGGAGAUACUACACAGGAAGACUUUUCAGGAUUAUAUCUCUCUCCCAUGAGACCAUUGGGAAGGGGAGCAUGAAAUGGUGACUAAUGGAGACUUGUACAUCAGUUUGUGAAAAUACAGCAGCAUGAAACUUGAAAGGUGUGUAAGAGUUUCUAGCUGUUCUUUAGUUGUCUCUUUAUUGCUAAAUUGGUGCUUUUGGGGUUGGAAAAAAAAAUUAAAUCCCACUAUAGUAUAUGUGUUUUGUGUUUGAAGAGCUACUGAACUGGAGGCAAUGCCAAGCUAUACCGAAGGAGGGGAACAAUGCAAAUGGCAUUUUGGAGCAAUGGAUUAUAUAAUACAAAUAGACCAAUAUAGUUGGAGCAACACUGUAUACUGAAUACAGCUGCAGGCCCUUCUUUCGGCAGGAAAGAAAAUGGUACACUGCUUAUAUUGCAAAUUGUAAAGAUUAUUCCGGAACAGAUCAUUACCAUGGGGAGAUAUUUGGGAGAGUUUCACUUCUUCCAUCCUCCAACAGGAUCAUUUGAACAUUUUGAACAAUGUAGUUUGCCUUUUUUUUUGUCUACUUGACUUUUUCUUUACUUGACAUGUACCAUGAAUGGAUGUGUGUGUAUGUUUGUAUCUGCCCUCCAUUUUGCUUAUCAAAAAAAUGUUUGUGUGGGGAAAAUGGGGUGUUUAGAUUCUGUAGAGCGUAAAUAAGGCAGGAAACAUAAAAAAACAAGGAAACUUAAAACAUACUUUAGUUGAUGGUUAAACUAAAAGGAGAAUUGAAAAGGAAAAAAUGCCAUAUCUUGUUUGAAAAGCAGAAAGCACACAAUUUUCAUACAGACAUAGUUGACUCAACGUCACAGUCUGCGAGAUGCCACUUUCCAAACGAUCUCUGGUUAUUGUGGCACCCCAUAUUAACGGGCACAUUAAAAGGACCCACACUGUUUGCAUGCUUCUUGAUUACAAGCGACAUUAGUGACCGAGAAAUUCUGGCACCUUUGCCAAAAGAGCUUCAGAAUAGAUGACGAGAGCAGCCAUUAAAUAAAGCACAAUCUUAAUGCGAACUAAAAAGCCUGAACACUGUUGGGCCCAGAUCAAUCCUCCGUGUCUCACACAGGUCUGCUUGCUUUGCAUUCAAUUUCAUUUUCCUCAGUAUCAAUUAUUAAUGUCCUGAGUCCUGAGAAUUGUAAAGUGUAUCUAAAAAGCUUAUUCCCAAGUGUUCUCAGUCCCAGUCUGGCCUAAUUGUAUUGUGGAAGACCGUUUGUGGAGUCUCUAAUGUCUACAGUCAUUCAAAAUGCUGGACUGUGUUUUCUCUACAUACAUAGAGGACUAAUGCAGACCUGCCAGCCCUGAAGGAGAAUUUCUAGUUUCACUAUGAGGGGAAGCAAACUUGCUGGAAACACUACAAAAACAAUUAUAAUUUCAAUACAUUUCUUUUACAAAAGUCCCCUAAGCAAAACUAUAAAAUGUUUCAACAUGACCAAUAUUUAUCUGAGGAUAUCUGCUGCUCAAAAUGUCACCCAAGCCAAGACAGUUUGUAAUUACUUUCUCAUUCAUUCAUUCAUUUGUAACGUAGUCACACAUUUUUGGUCCAAAAUUGACUAGAAAUCGAAAUCAUCAUUGUUUAGUGAGCCAUCAUCACCAGAUUGUUAGAUUAUACAUUUUUUUAAAACUCUUUGAUCAUUGACUAUAAAGUUAAACAGUAAAAUGUGUUAACGUGAUCUUUAGGUUUCAAAACUGAAAAGAACAUCAGUCAAAAUAUUACUAAUGUGAGACUGGGGGAGGGAGGGGCUUUAAGUAGACGUCAGUUCAAAAUCAUAGAAUCCAUAUCAUCUACACCACUGUCAACUAUUGCAGAUUUAUAUGGGAGGAAAAAGACUGAACUCUUGACAUAUUUCUUUUUUCGGGGAGGGAAUUUCUUGUUCUUGGUUACUUCUGUGUGAAAAUUCCUACACGUAAAGGUUGGCAGGUCUGCAAAAGUGGAAGAACACUAUUUGAUAGAACAGCUUGGGUUCUUUAUCCAUCUGUGCUCUCUGGUCUGGAGUGUAAGGAGGUUUGGGUGCAAAAUGCUAUGAAAUUACAUUAGCUCAGUCUAUAGAACCCAGAUGGAAAAGUGUGCCCUUGAACACUAUAUUCUUCCAAAGAUGUGUAUGGAAAUCUGGUCUCAAAGGGAAAAUUGUAUAAGCCUAUCUGGUCUUAUAUAAGAUAGUGUUCCUGGACACACUUAAAAGGAAAAAAUAUUUAGGCUAUUUCAGUCUGCGAGGAUUAUGCAACCAGGCAUUGAUAUAAACGGGGUCGCAUCCAUUCCUCACUGGUAAAAAGCAGAUGAGCUCUUUCCCAUAAUUUCUUAUCCGGAGGCUGCAGGCCAGUACCACCACAUGUGCUUUUCCAAAGCUAGGAAACAAACAUUACAUCAUCAUACAUCAGACAAA